This is a messenger RNA of Bacidia gigantensis, 519 nucleotides long. RefSeq lists its product as uncharacterized. The transcript is spliced from 3 exons. Bases 1 to 519 code for a protein of 172 amino acids. The record is from RefSeq and is a predicted model, not a curated record. Lineage: Eukaryota; Fungi; Ascomycota; Lecanoromycetes; Lecanorales; Ramalinaceae.
AUGCCCAAAUCGUUUAUCAAUGAGAUGGCGGAGAAAUCUCGCAGCACUUCACCAGAUACACCUCCCCCCAAAUGGGGCAUCACGGAAGGCGCAGUAAUACAAGAAAUCCUCGAUCAAGUUAGGCGAUCUCAGGCUGAGGAUCUCGAGAAAAUCGCAAAGCUACAAUGUGAUGCGGAUAAAUUGGUGGAGAAAGCGGACAACGUUACUGAAAGCAUUGGGAAUGUUGAGCGAGCAGGAUUUUUGAAGGGGCUGAUGCCUAGAGCUCGGAAAGAACGAGACGACAUUAUGCGCAAGGCAAUCCGUCUGAGGUGCGAAAUCAAACUUUUGCAGCAGCACGUUGAGAGUCUGAAGCAGAUAACUGCAGUUGAUGGUGGAGAAUUGUACACCAAGACGUGGAACAUCAAUGACCCAACAUUCUGUGAACAAGGUAAGAACUUCGAGGUUUUCAGGAAUGAUAAGAUGUCAGCUUUCUUCUUUGUGAACAAAACGAAUGAAGAGCUUCACGACAUGGCCGAGUGA